Molecule: messenger RNA, 648 nt
Organism: Haliotis rufescens (red abalone)
Lineage: Eukaryota; Metazoa; Mollusca; Gastropoda; Lepetellida; Haliotidae
Exons: 1
Coding region: 68-427 (119 amino acids)
Molecular function (GO): protein dimerization activity
Source: RefSeq, a predicted model, not a curated record
ACGUGACCCCUAAUGGGAUGUCCUCAGAUCUUUGUUUAGCGGUAGCGAGAACUGAGGUCUGAUUUUAAUGAGAUUGAGCCUGACACCACCAGGGGAGCUGCCUUCAAGCACACUAAAGCCAGAGCAGUACUGGAUUAAGCUGCAGAAACAGAAGACUCUGGAUGGCACCAGAAGAUUCAAGUAUCUGUCUGCCCUGGCCAUCAAGCUCUGUCUCAUUCCUAAUUCUAAUGCUGACACCGAGAGAUUGUUUUCCAAGGUCAGGAAAAUAAAGACAGAGGGCAGAUCAGAACUGGAUAAUUCCACGGUCAGUGCUCUGCUGAGUUGUAAGGUGAACUGCAGAGACCCAUGCGACAGCUGCACAUUCAACAAAGACACCUUGAGCAAAGCUGAAUGUGCUACAAAACUGUACAAUUCACAGCACAUUUGAGACAGUUAAAUGGCCAUAUAGAAUUUUGUUAUUGUUUCGUUUAUUUGUCAAAUGCCCUCUAUCCAGUUUGAUAUGCUGUGAUAUGAUGCCUUUAUCUGAGCUAUAAUUAAACUUGUAUAUUAUCUUCGUCAAGUGUUAUUGUCACUUUUUAAAAAUCUCCCCCUUUGGAGGCAAAUCUCCCACAUCAUGAUGAGGGGUUGACAGGUCUGAGUGGGUAUUCG